Messenger RNA from Lathyrus oleraceus (garden pea), 3587 nucleotides. Its product is annotated as pentatricopeptide repeat-containing protein At2g30780. NCBI's taxonomy places the organism in Eukaryota, Viridiplantae, Streptophyta, Magnoliopsida, Fabales, Fabaceae. The coding region runs from base 192 to 1703 and encodes 503 amino acids. The transcript has 3 exons. The record is from RefSeq and is a predicted model, not a curated record. Gene Ontology annotation, molecular function: protein binding; mRNA binding.
GACCUUAGGUAGCCCGCAUAACCUAACCAAACCCGAAACCCAAAAAAUUUGGAAGACACGACCACCCGCCUUCUCGCCACCAAUCCCUCGCAACACAAAUCACCUCCCCCUCUCUCACUCUCUCACUCUCAAUCCAUUUGGAGUUUUUUUUCUUCUCUCUAAAACCCUAGAAAAUUUCCUCCCCAUUCCCAAUGAAACGUGUUUGGCGAUUCACUUCAGAAGCAGCACAAGCUUCCAGAUUCACCGAAACAUGCCACCGAUCAAAUCCCAAAUCCAUUCCCAUUCUCCCCACCUCCACAUUCAUCCAACGACAGAGUAGUACCCUGCAACAGCCAAGCAUGGUAUUGGACCUUGUUUCGUUGUUCAAAGUUUCAAUUCCACCUUACGAAAAGCAUCUCAUUAACGAAGUCGCGAUUUUGAAGAACAAAUUGCUUCGUGAAGCUUCUGAUUCCGUUAGGGUUGCAAGCAUUUUGGAAGAUAAUUCUGAAUCCUUGAUUCGCUCUCAUCCCGUCUUUCUUGAGCUUUUGAAUCAAUUGAAUUCAAACCCUUCUCUCUUACUAGAGGUGUUUAAUUGGAGAAGGAAGAGAAAUGUUUCUGAAUUCGAUGCGUGCAGUAAUUCCAUGAAUGCACAUGAAUAUUCCAAGGGUAUCAAAGCGGCGGGAAGAUCUAAGAAUAUUGAUCUUGCUGUUGAGCUUUUUAGGGAAGCCGAGAAGAAGGGUGUGAAGAUAACCAGCACUUACAAUGCACUCAUGGGUGCUUUUAUGUUCAAUGGUCUUGCGGGUAAAUGCCACUCUUUGUUUCUCGAUAUGAAAAAGGAUCCGGUUUGCUCUCCUUCCGUUGUUACAUACAAUAUUGUUAUAUCUGUUUUUGGUCGCUUGAUGUUAAUUGAUCACAUGGAAGCAACAUUCAAGGAGAUGAGUGAGUUACGCCUUUCACCUAAUAUAUCGACUUAUAAUUAUUUAAUUGGUGGAUAUAUCUCCACCUGGAUGUGGGAUGAUAUGGAAAAAGUUUUUCAAGUGAUAAAGUCAGGCCCUGUUGUGCCUAAUAUGAAAACCUACCUUUUAAUGAUUCGUGGAUAUGCACACCUUGGUAAUAUGGAGAAGAUGGAAGAGAUAUAUUCAUUGGUAAGGGAUCAUGUAAAUGAAAAUGAAAUGGCGAUUCUUAGGGUUAUGAUAUGUGCCUAUUGUAAAAGUUCUGAUGUAGAUAAAUUGAAGAAAAUAGAGGCAAUGUUAAAGUUGAUUCCUGAAAAAGAAUACCGGCCCUGGUUAAACGUGUUGUUGAUUAAGCUUUAUGCCCGGGAAAACUUGUUAGAGAAAAUGGAGACUGCAAUAAACGAGGCAUUUGAGCACAGAACCGCUGUUACAACCACAGGAAUUAUCAAGUGCAUAGUUACAGCUUAUUUUCGGUGCAACGCGGUAGAAAAUCUUGAAAAUUUCAUUAGACGUUCUGUAUUUUCCGGGUGGAGAAUUUGCCACUCCUUAUAUCAUUGUAAGCUGGUCAUGUAUGGCUCACAGAAGAACCUUAGAAAAAUACAAAAUGUCCUUGAGGAGAUGGAUGAUAUCAACAUGAAUCGCAACAAGAAAACACUGUGGAUAAUGUACAAAGCUUACUGGAAUUCUGGUCAGAAAUCCAUGGUUUUGAAAAUAUUGGGACAAAUGUUCAAGCAUGGUUAUACAGUUCCCAACGACGCAUUUCCGUCAUGAUUUAUAUUGCUGAGGUCCGUCACAUGUCAUUACUGUAGCUAUAAGCACAUUCAGUAGAUAAAAAGUGAAGAGAAGUUCAUUACAAUUGCCAGGCAAAGGGACAGGCAGCUCGUUGAGAAUAUAUUUGAUGAGCAUUCAAGGAAAUUCUUUAAUUAUGGUUGUACAUGGCCUUUCCAUUAGAUAUUUUUUUGAAAAUGAACUUCUUCAGCGUGUUACCAUUGCAAAUAAUCUGCAGGUUCUUUAUGCCUUCAAUUUUAAAUAUCCCAAUUAUGGCUUCGACUUGAGUGGUGCCUCUUGCAUUGGUUAUGCAUAGAAGCACCGUUUUUAAAUUUCCCAAUUGUGAAAAUGGCUCAAAUGAUGCACUCUUGCACUGGUUAUGCAUGGAAGCGCCAUUAAUUGCUAUUCCAGUAGAAUUAACUUUAUUAAUUUGUUAAAAUCCAAUCAAUUUAGAUUAUAAAUCAAUGAAUCAGUAUAUCAAAUCAAAUCAUCCUCACUGCCAGCCUGAUUUUUAUGUUGCUAUACUACUGUUAAUAACUAUAACUUGCUCAAAGUCUAUGUUGUCAAUAGCACCGCUAUAUUGGCAUAGCAUGGCGGAGCAGCCCCUUAUUGCCAUGCCAUUUGUCUGCUACCCGCCGUACACAGUUGCAAUUAUAGUGGUUGAAUAGCGUUUUGAUGACGACCCUUAUUAGGGUUCUGGGGGGAAAUUUCCCAAAUAUACUUUUUUUUGUUGUAUAUUGGCACUUUUGCACCUCAUUAAGUGACCUAUUUUAAUCCAUGUUUCUCCGUUAAUCCACUCUUCUUCGAUUCUGUGUGUUCUGCGAUUUUUUCUCCCAUUUCUUCUUCCUGCAUAUUCUCUGUGUAUUCUCUGACUGCUUCCUUUGCCUUUGCGAUUUUGUUCUUUCUCUGCGUCUUCUUCCUGCGUUACGUCGGUUGUUUGAUGUCGUGAUCUUGGUCUGUUUCUCUACCAAGGUUUGUAUUUGUUCUCUUGCUCGGUUUCUCUGUUGUGUUCUUCUCUUAUUUGUUCGGUACUUCUGUAACUUCUGUUCUGUUCUACUCUUUGUUUGGUACUUCUGUUCAGUUCUACUCUUUUUUCGGUAAUUUUGUAACUUCUGUUCUGUUCUACUCUUUGUUCGGGAAUUUUGUAACUUCUGUUCUGUUCUACUCUUUGUUCGGUAGUUUUGUAACUUCUGUUCUGUUCUACUCUUUGUUCGGUACUUCUGUAACAUCUGUUCUGCGUUUCCUCUGUUCUGUGCUUCUCUUCAUCUUCAGUUACUCUCUGUAUAGGUUUAUUUUUAUGUACUCGAUGCUCUGUUAUAUGUUUAUUCUUUUAUGCUCUGUUAUAUGUUUAUUCUUUUUUUAAAGUUUGUUCUCUGUUUAGGUUCUAUUUGUGUUCUGCUUGCUUACAUUUAGAACUUGAUUUUGAUGGGACGUCUUGUUAAUUACAUUUAGAACUUAUUUUGAUGGGAAAUGAAAGUUGAUUAUAAUUAUUAAGCAUGAUUAUUCCUUUAGUUGUUUAUCUUUCUAUUUUUGAGUAUUUAUGUGUUGUUGGAAUUUAUGUUUGCGUUGUACAUUGUUUUUUAGUCUUCACAAUAGCAGUCAUACUACUAUAUGCAAUAGCGCUAUAGCAUUUUAGGGGUUUGGCGCUAUGCAUCGCCAUCUGAGAUUUACAACAUAGGUCAAAAUUGAUACAUUUUCUUAAAUUUUGUUGUACCCUUUGGGGGUUUUGUCCUUAUUCUUAGAUUUUUAGUCUGCAAUACCAAAACUACAUGCAAGGGAAAAUUUUAAGUUAUGAAAGCAUCUACAUUCUAGAGGGCUAUUCUAGCACCUAACUUAGUUUAAAACUAACAUUUGAUUCUGAUGCUGCCAAUAUUUAAAUUUUUUUUU